This is a messenger RNA of Lactuca sativa (garden lettuce), 2123 nucleotides long. Its product is annotated as low affinity inorganic phosphate transporter 1. NCBI's taxonomy places the organism in Eukaryota, Viridiplantae, Streptophyta, Magnoliopsida, Asterales, Asteraceae. Gene Ontology annotation, cellular component: membrane. Gene Ontology annotation, molecular function: phosphate transmembrane transporter activity. Gene Ontology annotation, biological process: phosphate ion transport; transmembrane transport. The record is from RefSeq and is a predicted model, not a curated record.
GAUAACCGAUGUGCAAAGCGCUGACCUGAGCUAGCGAUUGAGAGCAUAUACUUAUAUGCUUCCAUUGAUUCUGUGUCGUUCAUCUUUAAAUACACCAUGACUUCAAGACAUCCUCUUCUCAUCUCCUUUUCUUUCUUCCAAUUCAUUCUCUCCGUAGAACAUCAUUGCAGAGCAAGUGGCAACCCUCUUCGCAAGGUGUAGUUUGGAAGAAAAGAUUAGCAAUGCCCCGCGAGCAAUUGCAAGUGCUCAAUGCACUUGAUACUGCCAAGACCCAGUUAUACCAUUUCACGGCAAUUGUCAUCGCUGGAAUGGGUUUCUUCACUGACGCAUACGAUCUCUUCGCAAUUUCCCUCGUUACCAAAUUGCUUGGUCGUAUCUACUACCACAGGGAAGGUGCACUGAAGCCCGGAACUCUACCUCCUGGUGUGAACUCUUCGGUCACUGCUGUUGCUCUUGUCGGAACCUUAGCCGGUCAACUCUUCUUCGGGUGGCUUGGUGAUAAAAUGGGUAGAAAAAAGGUCUACGGUAUGACUUUGGCUGUCAUGGUUAUAUGCUCCCUAGCUUCCGGGCUCUCGUUUGGGAGGGAACGGAGAUCUGUCAUGGCUGGCCUUUGUUUCUUUAGAUUCUGGCUUGGGUUUGGUAUCGGUGGUGAUUAUCCUCUCUCUGCAACGAUUAUGUCGGAAUACGCUAACAAGAAGACACGUGGUGCCUUUAUCGCUGCAGUUUUCGCCAUGCAAGGGUUUGGGAUUUUGGCCAGUGGGAUUGUGGCGUUAGUCGUGUCGGCUGCUUUUGACCAUGCAUUUAGUGCUCCUUCGUAUGCGACCAACGCUUUAUUGUCAACUCCGGUACAAGCCGACUACGUCUGGCGUAUCAUACUCAUGUUUGGUGCUAUUCCGGCAGCGAUGACUUAUUACUGGCGUAUGAAGAUGCCCGAAACUGCACGUUACACCGCUCUGGUUGCCAAAAACGCUAAACAAGCCGCAUCAGAUAUGGCUCGAGUUUUGCAAGUUGACAUUGAAGCCGAAGAACAGAAGGUAGAGACAAUUACACAGGAUAAAAGAAACUCAUUUGGAUUGUUUUCAAAAGCAUUCCUCCGUCGCCAUGGACUCCACUUGCUCGGAACCACCAGUACUUGGUUUUUACUUGACAUCGCUUUCUACUCACAAAAUCUCUUCCAAAAGGACGUCUUCACUGCCAUCGGAUGGAUCCCUCCGGCGGCAAAAAUGAACGCCAUAGGAGAGGUUUUCAGGGUGGCCAGAGCUCAAACUCUUAUUGCACUUUGCAGUACUGUUCCCGGAUACUGGUUCACAGUUGCAUUUAUCGAUAUCAUCGGUCGUUUCGCAAUCCAACUCAUGGGAUUCUUCUUUAUGACGGUUUUCAUGUUCGCUCUCGCCAUUCCUUACCACCACUGGACCUUACAUGACAACCGUAUCGGCUUCAUCAUCAUGUACUCAUUGACGUUUUUCUUUGCUAACUUUGGUCCUAAUGCCACCACUUUUGUCGUUCCCGCCGAAAUCUUUCCUGCUAGGCUCAGGUCCACUUGCCACGGUAUCUCUGCAGCUGCCGGCAAAGCUGGCGCCAUCGUUGGUGCUUAUGGAUUUUUGUAUGCUUCUCAGAGCUCCGACCCUAAGAAGACCGAUGCCGGUUACCCACCAGGUAUUGGAAUCAAGAACUCGCUCAUCGUUCUUGGUGUGAUCAACUUCUUAGGGAUGUUGUUCACGUUUUUAGUCCCUGAACCAAAUGGGAAAUCGCUCGAAGAACUCUCUGGUGAGAAUGAGGAAGAUGACGAGGUUCAGCAGACUACAUCUAACCGAACAGUUCCUGUUUGAUUUGGAACUGUACACAACUACGGGCUUUCAAGAAACUGAUUUACUUUUGUUGGAUACGCAUGUUUGCUUUAUGAAUCCUGAAAAGAUUCAAAAACGGUAACUAAGGAUACCAUCAUGUUGUGUUUGAAUGUUGUCAGACGUUUUAGCGUUUGAGUCUACCUAUUUAUUUGUUUGUUUCCUGUUCAAUUAUUGUAUUAUAAAAUUGUUACAAAUUCAUAAAGUUGUAAGAAUAUGGUUUUGAACAUACAAUGAAAAUUGUAUUUCAUGUUAAUUGCAACCGAAAAAGUUUGAAUA